Molecule: messenger RNA, 2345 nt
Organism: Aethina tumida (small hive beetle)
Lineage: Eukaryota; Metazoa; Arthropoda; Insecta; Coleoptera; Nitidulidae
Gene: Nt5b
Product: cytosolic purine 5'-nucleotidase
Exons: 7
Coding region: 313-2094 (593 amino acids)
Molecular function (GO): 5'-nucleotidase activity
Source: RefSeq, a predicted model, not a curated record
GGAAAAGCGAGUUUCACCUCGUCGAGUUGUUGACAAUAUUGAGCAGAGAGUAGAAGAAUUUGAAUAAUUUAUUGUGAAUCGCGCACUUUUAUUUAUUUUUUUGACGUACGCAAUCGAGUCGAGUUUCGUCAGCUGUUUAUCGUUGAAAUGUACGAUGUUAUCUAGUGUUUUGUGACCCGACACAUUUUGCAACACGAUUCCAAUUAGAAAACAAACCAGUCGAUCUUAAAGCAGCAAAGGGAAAAGUUGUAAAAGCGAUUUUCAAGUAAUCGAGAGCAAGAAAAGUAAAGAGUAAAGAAAAGAGUGUGAGUGAUGCCAGAAGUUUCUCAGGACGCUUUCGAGUUGGCGAAUCCCUUGAAGGUUGCUAGGAACAAUACCAUGAUGCGGGCGAGGGCGAAUUCUCAUGGAAAAGACAGACUUCAGUUUCCUUUCACUUCAGGCAUUCAGAAUGCCGAUAUGUUGUCCGACAAGAGGGAACUCGCUCAUAGAAUUUUUGUCAACAGAAGUCUCCACUUGGAGAACAUCAAGUUCUAUGGCUUCGACAUGGAUUACACGUUGGCGGAGUACAAAUCUCCCGAAUACGAGAAACUGGGAUUCGAUCUCAUCAAAGAGCACAUGAUUUCCAUCGGUUAUCCACACGAGAUUGUGGAGUUCGAGUAUGAUCCCAACUUUGCCAUCAGAGGUUUGUGGUUUGACAGUCAGUAUGGCAAUCUGUUGAAAGUGGACGCAUACGGUAACAUUUUGAUCGCAGUCCACGGCUUCGAAUUCAUCAAACAUUCGCAGGUGUACGAAAUGUAUCCGAACAAGUUCCUGCAACUGGAUGAGUCGCGUGUCUACGUCUUGAACACGCUCUUCAAUUUGCCCGAAACUUACAUGUUGGCUUGUCUGGUCGACUUCUUCACCAACUCGCCGCAAUACACGAAAACCGAAACCGGUGUGAAACUGGGCGAACUGUUCAUGUCUUACAAAUCGAUCUUUCAAGACGUGAGGAAUGCUGUGGACACUGUUCACUUGAACGGUGCCCUGAAAAACGCCACCACUCAAAAUUUGGAAAAGUACGUAAAAAAGGACGAACGACUGCCCAUGUUCCUGGCGAGGUUGAGGGAAAGUGGAGCGAAGACUUUUCUGCUCACCAACAGUGAGUUUUCCUUCACUAACAAGAUAAUGACGUAUCUGUUUGAUUUCCCACAUGGUCCCAAGACUACAGAUCCACACAGAGAUUGGAAAACCUACUUCGACAUCAUCGUCGUGGAUGCCAGGAAGCCGCUGUUUUUCAGCGAAGGGACGAUCCUGCGUCAGGUGGACAUCGAAACUGGUUCGUUACGUUUGGGAAUCCACACCGGACCGCUCCAACAAGGCCAGAUUUAUUCGGGCGGUUCGUGCGACGUUUUUACCAAAUUGAUCGGAGCCAAGGGCAAAGAUGUUUUAUAUGUGGGUGAUCACAUUUUCGGCGACAUCUUGAAAAGCAAAAAAAUCCGAGGUUGGAGAACAUUUUUGAUUGUACCAGAGUUGGUCAGGGAAUUACACGUCUGGACAGACAAGUGUCAGCUCUUCAAUGAACUGCAGAACUUGGACGUUAAGCUUGGAGAGAUGUACAAGAACUUGGACAGCAGUACAAAGGAGAAACCAGACAUUUCAAAUAUUCGAGCGUCAAUUAGAGAUGUUACUCACAAAAUGGACAUGUCCUACGGCAUGAUGGGCAGUUUGUUCCGUUCCGGAUCUCGACAAACGUUCUUUUCUUCGCAGGUGGUGAGGUACGCAGAUCUAUAUGCGGCAACACAUCUCAACUUGUUGUACUAUCCGUUUUCGUACAUGUUUCGAGCUCCCGCCAUGCUUUUGCCCCACGAAUCGACGGUGGCCCACGAACAACGUUACAUUGCUGAAUGGGGCUGUUUCGACAGCAGUAAUGACAACGAUGGAAACGAACAACGCAGAACAACGGUACACAAACCCUUGGAGAGAAGCUCCAGUCAAAUUCCACACGUGCGACCGGAAACUCCUCAGCAAGUUACUCAUAACCACGACGAAGAUUUUUCGGAUGAAGACAGCGACGAGAGGCACAGAAAAGCAGCAGCAUUAGUUAACAAAGUGUGAACGUUCAACUGUAUUAUUUAAUUUUAAGUGUUCACUCAGUUUUUGCACAAUUUUUGCAUUGAUCGUCUUAGUUAGAUGUUUUAUAAUUUUUCUAAUGAUUAAAUGUUUUAAUGGAUAUAUAUUUUUAUAAAGAACGUUACGCCAUUAUUGUUAAGCUAAUUAUGUUUUAACCAUUCACUUGUUUAUUAUAGAAUCUCAAUAAAAAAAUUCUUGUUUCAUUAUUAAUAAAAUAAAUAAUAAUUUUAAUGCAA